Molecule: messenger RNA, 327 nt
Organism: Didymodactylos carnosus
Lineage: Eukaryota; Metazoa; Rotifera; Eurotatoria; Philodinida; Philodinidae
Source: the annotation of a GenBank genome assembly
AUGAUUGCGUCACAAAGAGUUCAAUUCGAUCUAGCAAUGGAUUAUCAUGAACAUGCAUUUCAGUUCGAUCGUGUACGAUUUUCUCAGCAUGCAAGACUUGCCGUUGACUAUAAACAUCUUGGAGCUCGUUUUAGAGAGAAGGGCUUGUAUGAGAACGCUUUACCACAUUACAACAGUGCGCUCGGUAUAUUAACCGGUCUUUACCGUGAAGAACAUCUGGAAGUUAGUUAUAUUUAUGGCGAAAUGGGCUUCGUGUACAGUCUAAUAGACGAUUUCGAAGAAGCUCAUAAUUGCAAACAUAAAUCUCUAGAAUUUUUUCUUGGAUAG